AUGGCGCCCCGUGGAAAGAUUCGCUUGAAGCUGACGCGAAGCGCCAAAUCAGAAAGCACGCCAAAAUCAUUCGCAGACCUCGAAGAUGAACCUAUGCCCGAUGCCGGAACCAGUCCCCUGGACUCCAAGCGACAGCAGGUGCCCGACCCGGAUGAUGAGAAGGACGAGGAUCAUCAGCCAAAGGAAGAGUCGGGGGAUGAAGAUGAUGCCGCCGACGCGGCUGAAAAGGACGACGAAUCCGUCAAGGAACCCACGCCCCCCCCUCAGCUCAUGGUCCGUCGCAAGAGGCUUGGUCGUCCUCCCAAGAACAGACCUCCAGAUUGGGACAACAUGAUUUCUGUUCCCGCCGACGAAGCCAACACCCCGCGACGCCGAGGAAGAGGUGGAUGGCGAGGCAGGGGUGGUCGUAAAGGAGGUCCUGCGGCACCCAAAGCCGAGCAAGUUAUCGACCAGGAGGGAACUGUUGCCGAAAUCGCAAACGAUGAGUGCGUCUUGCCUGAAGAUCCAGAGGGUGAGACCAAGGUGGACAAGUUGGGCAACCUCCAAGGCGGACGUGAUUAUCGAUGCCGAACUUUCACAGUUACCGGUCGUGGGGACAGGCUCUACAUGCUUUCCACGGAACCAGCUCGAUGCGUUGGCUUCAGGGACAGUUACCUUUUUUUCACAAAGCACCGCAAACUCUACAAGAUUAUUGUGGAUGACGAUGAAAAGCGAGACAUGAUUGAGCGAGAUAUUAUCCCUCACUCGUACAAGGGUCGUUCCAUAGGAAUCGUAACGGCGCGAUCGGUCUUUCGCGAGUUUGGUGCUCGUAUCAUUGUGGGCGGAAAACGCAUCAUCGACGACUACAACGUUGCCCAGGCCCGCACCGAUGGCGCCGUCGAGGGCCAGCUUGCGGACCCAGAUGAUCAUUUCGUCGAGGGAGAGCCGUACAACAAGAACCAGUACGUUGCGUGGCACGGAGCCAGUGCCGUGUACCACACGAAUGUACCAUCAGUGCCGGUUCCCAAUGGCAAGAUCGAGUCAAAGAAACGCAAGGUAAAUGUCAACGACAUGAAUUGGAUGCUAGAACAUGCUCGUGAAGCCAGCACAUUCAAUGCCGGCAUCAAUGCCAUCAGAAAGCUCAACAAUGCCGGUGUGUACGACAUUCACACAAAUGUGAUGCAGUACCCAACAACAAUGCAGCCUACGCGGGCACGUAUUGAGCAAGUCGCCCCAGAGGACGAGCAGGCGACCGCAGACAGCGCCAUCUUCCCCCCCGUCCCUACGAAGAUGGCGCGCAACUUCUUCGUUGCAGACACAUACUUUGAGACAUCAUCGGCGGGCGUCAUUUCGGCGUCUGCAGUGAACGGUACCGCAGGUUCACCAGACUUCCUUGCUUCUUUCCAGGGAUUGAGUGCUGUAUCAAAUGAGAUCAAAGACCUAUUGCCUCCAGAGUGUCGUGUGGCUUUCGACGGCGCCGUGGCAAAGGAGACAUCAUAUCGGUCAAAAUGGGGCCCUGAGAGCGAGACAAUGUCGCGCCGUCAACCCAUUAUCGACAAGGCAAUCGUGCCCUACAGCAUGAGUUGA
Messenger RNA from Fusarium musae, 1566 nucleotides. RefSeq lists its product as uncharacterized. Lineage: Eukaryota; Fungi; Ascomycota; Sordariomycetes; Hypocreales; Nectriaceae. The coding region runs from base 1 to 1566 and encodes 521 amino acids. Gene Ontology annotation, cellular component: nucleus. Gene Ontology annotation, molecular function: chromatin DNA binding. The record is from RefSeq and is a predicted model, not a curated record. The transcript is spliced from 2 exons.